AUGAAUGUUCUUAAAAGUUGGUUUGCCUAUAUAUCUUUGCUCGGUCAUCAAGUGUUGCUGCGCGAACAACUCAGGGUGACACCCGCUCUCGCCACGCUCGGUCAUCAAGUGUUCUUGCUUGAGCAACUCAGGGUGACUCCUGGUCUCUCCACGCUCGGUCAUCAAGUGUUCCUGCACGAGCAACUCAGGGCUAAGAUGCUAGAAGAAAUGGAUGCAGAGUUUGGUAUUGGUAACCUUGUGGAAGAGGAGUUUGCACCUCUCAUGAACAAGGGAAAGGAAUACACAUCCAGGGAUCUCAAAGGUAUCAAGGUUGAACAUGGAAUGGGUUCAUUCAAAGAAGGAAAAGCUGUUAUUUUAACAUUAAAAGACAAAGGCAUACUUGAUGAAGAUGACGAAGGUGAUACUCUUGUGAACGUGAAUAUUGUUGAUGAUGAAAGGUCAAAAAAGAAUGUAGAAAAUAAGAAGAAGAAACCUGAUUAUAAGCCUUGGGAUGAGCCAGAGUAUGAUGAAUAUGGCAUGUUGAAGACUUCCAAUAUAUUAGAUAAAUAUGAUGAAGAAAUUGAUGGAGAAAAGAGGGAUGCUUUCACACUUGGCUCUGGUGGAAAAUAUGAUGGAGAGCAUGAGAAGAACAUGGAAAAAAUUAGAGCACAGCUUCGUCAGCAAGGGCAAUCUCUUUCUCUAGCUGCUCCAAAUAUAGCAAGUGAAUAUUAUACUCAGGAAGAAAUGGAUGCAAAGUUCAAAAAGGUUAAGAAAAAGGUCAGAAAGAUCCGAAAGAAGAUGGUUAAAGCUGAUGACCUGUUGCCACUUGAAGAUGAAGUUCCACGAUCAAGGAACAAAAGGGGUACAAAUGAGGAUAAUCAAGAGAUAACGCCCCAGGAGUCAGAGUGGGGUGCUGCAUUCAUGUCAGGGAUGGGGCAGGUUCAAAGUACAGAAGACAUGGAAGUGGACAAACCAGACUUUGAAGAUGGUGAGAGUUUUGUUCAUGUUCACGCGGAGCUGCCAUUGGUAGGACAGACAUUUGUAGUGAAAUUAUUUGAAAGAUUGAAAAAGGGUACAAAUGAGGAUAAUCAAGAGAUAAUGCCCCAGGAGUCAGAGUGGGGUGCUGCAUUCAUGUCAGGGAUGGGGCAGGUUCAAAGUACAGAAGACAUGGAAGUGGACAAACCAGACUUUGAAGAUGGUGAGAGUUUUGUUCAUGUUCACGCGGAGCUGCCAUUGAUAGCAGAGAAGAUUAUUGCCCAGCGGGGAGCAGAUACAAACAGUGCAGGUGUGGCAGGGUCAAUUGUUCUCAACUCCACAUCUGAAUUCUGCCGCACCCUGGGAGACAUCCCUACAUAUGGCCAGUCUGGCAAUAGGGAGGAAGAUAAGGAUGAACUAGGGGAAUUUGAGUCUGAAUUGUUGGAGCAGAGAAAAAGGAGAGAAGAGGAAGAAGAGGAGAAGACCAACCGCUGGGAAGAAGUUGCCAUCGACACGCAGCCUGUUGAGAUCAAGGAGGAAGAAAAAGUUGUUCUUGAUGAUGAGCCCACAGUAGACAAGGGUCUGGCUGCUGCUUUACAACUGUCUGUUAAAAAAGGCUUCCUUGUACAUGAGGUAGCAAAGAAAUUGCCCACAAGCAAACUUGUUACAGAAAUGGAGGCCCAGAACUAUUCCAUUGAGGACAAGCGGUUUGAUGACAUAGAUGAGAAGUACAAAAAGCGUGACAGGUUCUACAACAGUGGGAUAGUGACAGAGUUUAAAGAGAAGGAAAGUUACAAACCAGAUGUUAAAAUUGAAUAUGUUGACGACAAAGGUAGAAAUCUGGAUUCCAAGGAGGCUUUUAGGCAACUUUCACACAGGUUCCAUGGAAAGGGAUCAGGAAAAAGAAAGCAAGAAAAAAGGUCGAAGAAGAUGGAGGAGGAUGAGUUAAUGAAACAGAUGAGUUCCACAGACACACCACUGCACACAUUGACAAGGCUGAUUGAGAAACAGGAGAGGGAAAAGACACCUUACAUAUUGCUUAGUGGUAGCAAGCAUGUGGCAUUAACUAAACCAUCCCAGUGAGGUCAAUGCUCAUCUUCCUGUGUUGCAUAUGCUCUUUCUUAUCAAGUACAGUGUACCAUCAAUGUGUAACCUUGAGACACUAUUCUGUUGAAUUAUCAUAGAAAAGAUACAAUGCAGAUAAUUCAAUCACAGUUUGAGUGUUUUAUGACAAUGGAUCAAAAUACAGUUUUUGUUGCUCACAGUGAGGAAAUAUUGUGUCAUAAGUUGAGAAAAUGCUAAUGGUCUACCAAGUCUGUAAAUUGUGUUAUAAAAAUGUAAAUAAGACAUUUUACAAGCUGUAAAAAUGUAUUUCAUAAAUCAUGAGGUAUCAAAACGUAAACACUAGAUGAUUCCAACUUGAAUAGUGUUGAUUUUGUUCAUUCCUUGUACAGUCGUGCCUCAUUGUAUAUCAGCAACUUAAAACUUAAGUCUUACUUGAUAAAUCAGUAUAUGUAUUUGUGCAGAUUCCUUGAAAAUUAUGCAGUGUAUGUAAACUAUUAAUUAUUAUCACUCAUUAAUUUUGUAACACAUUGCUGUAUCUCUGUUAAGGUAAAUUAGAAGACAU
Molecule: messenger RNA, 2581 nt
Organism: Lingula anatina
Lineage: Eukaryota; Metazoa; Brachiopoda; Lingulata; Lingulida; Lingulidae
Product: U4/U6.U5 tri-snRNP-associated protein 1
Biological process (GO): maturation of 5S rRNA; mRNA cis splicing, via spliceosome
Cellular component (GO): U4/U6 x U5 tri-snRNP complex
Source: RefSeq, a predicted model, not a curated record